Messenger RNA from Notothenia coriiceps (black rockcod), 611 nucleotides. RefSeq names its product ras-related GTP-binding protein D. The annotation marks the transcript as partial. Gene Ontology annotation, biological process: cellular response to starvation; negative regulation of autophagy; positive regulation of TORC1 signaling. Gene Ontology annotation, molecular function: GTPase activity; GTP binding. The transcript is spliced from 3 exons. Lineage: Eukaryota; Metazoa; Chordata; Actinopteri; Perciformes; Nototheniidae. The record is from RefSeq and is a predicted model, not a curated record. Gene Ontology annotation, cellular component: lysosome; Gtr1-Gtr2 GTPase complex; nucleus.
AGUUGGGCUUCACAAAUUCUCUGAAUGGAGAGGUAAAACCUCGUAUCCUGUUGAUGGGCCUGAGGAGGAGUGGGAAGUCUUCCAUCCAGAAGGUGGUUUUCCAUAAAAUGUCCCCCAACGAGACCCUGUUCUUGGAGAGCACCAACAAGAUCUGUAGAGAGGACGUCUCCAACAGCUCCUUCGUCAGCUUCCAGAUCUGGGACUUCCCCGGCCAAAUCGACUUCUUUGACCCCUCCUUCGACUAUGAAAUGAUCUUCAGAGGCACCGGGGCGCUCAUCUUUGUCAUUGACUCACAGGAUGACUAUGUGGAGGCUCUGAAUAGACUGCACCUCACGGUGACCAGGGCCUACGCAGUCAACCCAGACAUCAACUUCGAGGUGUUCAUUCACAAAGUGGAUGGCCUGUCAGACGACCAGAAGAUCGAUAAGCAGAGGGACAUCCACAAACGAGCCAACGAUGACCAAGUGGAUGCAGGCCUGGAGCGAAUACACCUGAGCUUCUACUUAACCAGUAUAUACGAUCACUCCAUAUUCGAGGCGUUCAGUAAAGUGGUCCAGAAGCUCAUUCCACAGUUGCCCACGCUGGAGAACCUGCUCAACAUCUUCAUAUCU